This is a messenger RNA of Galeopterus variegatus (Sunda flying lemur), 1098 nucleotides long. RefSeq names its product sushi domain containing 3 (gene SUSD3). Bases 1 to 873 code for a protein of 290 amino acids. The record is from RefSeq and is a predicted model, not a curated record. The transcript is spliced from 5 exons. Gene Ontology annotation, cellular component: plasma membrane. Lineage: Eukaryota; Metazoa; Chordata; Mammalia; Dermoptera; Cynocephalidae.
AUGUCCCAAUGCACGUGCGUCCAGCUGCAGCCGCCCCUGCAGGGCACCUUCCAAGUCCUCCGUGGCAAUGGCUCUUCUGUGGGGACUGUGCUUGUGUUCCACUGCCCCUCUGGCCACCAGAUGGUGGGGUCCGGUCUCCUCACCUGCGCCUGGAAGGGGAAUGUCGCCGAGUGGUCUUCAGGGACCCCCGUGUGCAAGUCUGUGCCACCACACGAGACCUUCGGCUUCAAGGUGGCAGUGAUCGCCUCCAUUGUGAGCUGUGCCGUCAUCCUGCUCAUGUCUGUGGCCUUCCUCACCUGCUGCCUCCUCAAGUGCGUGAAGAGGAGUGAGCAGCGGCACUCCGACAGGGACAGGACAGCCCAGCUGUGGUACCAGCUGAGAGGCGAGGACUUGGAGACGGUGCAGGCUGCCUACCUGGGCCUCAAGGGCCUCAACACCAACAACAGCAGCAGCAGCAGCCCCGGGAGCCGGCCCAGCCAGGCGCACGACAACCACGCCUUCACCACAGACCAUGGCGAGAACACUAGAGAGCUGGCCGGCGUGGACAAGGACCCCUGGACCCCUGGUCCUGGAGCUCUGGGCCCCAGUGGCCCCUCCAGCUCACCCCAGGCCAGGGUGAUGGUGCACACAGUGAACCCAGGGCAGACCCUGCCUGCCUCAACUGGCCACAAAAAACCCAGACAGCCCAAGGCGUACAUUCCUGGGUGGACUGAACAAACAAGGCCAUUGCCCGGCCUCCACACUGGGAGGGCCACGCCGACCCUACCAGCUGGUCCUGUGCAACCUAACCUGUAUCCAGCUCAAGAUUGGUCGGUGAAAUCAACUUCCAGGUGUAGGGAACCCUCCGGGGGCCGAGCUGCCAAAGGCUGGUGACCACAGCAGGGAGUGUUCUUUCUCGAAGGAUCCUGGCCAUAGCAAUUUUAUAGUUAUGGCUUACUUGAAACUGCUGCUGAGGUUAAUAUACCAGCUGCAGGCUCCCUUUGACCAGGGUUCCUUUAAAGAGACUGGGAGAUGUUUUAAGCAAGUCUAGUUUGGCAUAGCAGGAUAAGAAAAUCACAAUAAACUUCUUUGCAGCACCUACAGGUGGCUGCCUCAGCA